Messenger RNA from Capsella rubella, 492 nucleotides. RefSeq lists its product as uncharacterized. The coding region runs from base 108 to 335 and encodes 75 amino acids. The transcript has a single exon. NCBI's taxonomy places the organism in Eukaryota, Viridiplantae, Streptophyta, Magnoliopsida, Brassicales, Brassicaceae. The record is from RefSeq and is a predicted model, not a curated record.
CCAAACCUUAUAAAUUGUGUGCCUUUGUUAUAUUAAUCACAAAUAAAAUCACAUUUUUCUCACCUAAUCAUCAAAACUUUUUCUCUCUCUCUCUCUUUCUAUACAAAAUGGAGAAAAAUUCAUGGGCGGAUCAGUGGGACAACAAACAAUCAUCAUCAUCGGGAAAAACAACGGACGGCGGAGGUGCGUCGGCGAAAUACAAAGAGAAGGUGGAGGCUGGAUUAGGGAAGACGAAAGCUGCGGCGACUUCGGGGCUGAAGAAAGUGAAGAUAGGAACGUCUUUGGGUCUUAAUUGGGUUAAAGACAAAUACAACAAGUCCACCACUAAGAAUUGAUAUAUUCGUAUCUCUUUUUCUUGGAUUUUACAUAUUUGUCUUCUUCUUUUUGUUCUUUAUUAAACAAAUAAAAAUCUGUAUUGAUUCUUGCUUUAUUUUUUUAUGAUCGGAGAGAUUAUAUAAGACUUUUGAAUAUUGAUUUGGUGCGAUCGUUUUA